GUACUCUGGGGGCCCAGUACCAUUCAAAGAUGCAGACUACCGGGAUGCUGCGUGGUACCAGGGCCAUCUACUUUCUCGUACUACUCGCGCCUCUCGUUGAUAAUGCUCAUUCGUAUCCCUAUCAAAUAUUGCCCAGCAUCCCCGGCUACAUUCCUGUAUACAUAAGAAAUGGAGAUCAACCGUUGGAGGAAAUAAAUCCUGCCUUGGCCGAAGCAUUCCACGAACACUCGGGCUUAUCCAAGAGCAUUCGAUUGGAUCACAACUUCAGCCAGCUCGAGUCUAUCGAAGAAAGCAGAGCCAACUCGGUUGUUGAUGAAUCGAGAAAAAAAUAUUACCCUGCAUACGCUAGGGAAUCCGGAAAUUCAAUAGCCGGUAAUGAGAGGCGUGAGGAAGAAGAUAUGCACGCUGAAAAGAAUCCUGGCUUUCAAGUACCAAAACUCGUUUCUCUUUAUGAAUUGCAUGAAAAAUUGAAGAAAGCGCAGAAGGAGGAUCAAUUGAAAGAUGGUUCCGAUUUCAAGGUGUCUCUGGCCAAAGUAAGUUCGAUCUUAUCGACAGAAAAGAGGGAUAAUUCAGACAGACUGUCGACAGAGAUUGAGAAAGAGGAAAGCAAACCGAAUGAUUUAUAUGAUCCUAAUCCAAAUUAUCCUGAGCUACCUGCUGAGAUCGGGCAUAAUCGUGAUACUCCGCAGGACUUCGUGUCUGUGAUAGGACUAGAAUCACUGACCGAGCAACCUAACGUUCGCCAAUACAAGGAUCUCUCGCAUCUUACGGAGGAGAAAAACGCGGUCGACGAUAAAAACACGAAGGAGGAGGAACCGGUUAAGGAGCAACGUCCUUCGGAUAUUUUGUCGAACGUGCAGAAACUUUCGCCGAUCGCUCCACCGGAAGCUUACGCGAGUCAAAAAUCCGACGAGAAGGUGGAAAAGAAAACCGAAAAAAAAACGGAUAGCAAAACAGAAACAUUAACCACGCAAGAGCCGACUCCUCUCCUUUAUAAAGAUUUAUCUCAUCUUUCCAAUGACCAGAAGGUAAUCGAAUCUUCCAAUAAAAAGGAUGAGAAAUCAGAGAAGGAAGAAGAAACUUCUUCGGAUGCCGUUAAGGAUACAGUAGUAAAGGAAACAGCGAAAGAAGAGAACCCUACGAACGUUUUCAAACUUUCUCCAAUUGCUCCGCCAGAAGCAUACGAAACGGAAGAGAAAACAACGAAGAACAAAGUCGAAGAGAAGCCUAUCAAUACGUCGCUUAUUCAUCUACCGAUUCACCAACCAAUAGUCCAUCUUUAUAAAGAUCUCUCUCAUCUGUCGAACGAUGAAGAAGAAACGGUUACCGAAAAAGAAAAUGAAACGCCGAUAAAGGUGAAAUCUCCUUACAAUGUUUCAACAAACGUUUUUAAACUUUCACCGAUUGCACCACCAGAAGCAUAUUCGAAAAAAGACGAUCAAGAUAUUGUUCCUAGUGUGAUACUCAUGCAAGAAAUCGUCCAGGAUGAUAAAAAAGCAGAGUCUCAUAGGACAUAACGACGACGUAUCAACGUAAUCUCGAAUAAAAGAGACUAUUAUAAUACUUUCAUCUCAUUGAUUGAGAACUUUGUCGUCGAUCGAAUCAGGAUCCUCUCGUUUUACGAUUUUUAAAUGUAGGAUAAUAUUUCUGUUUUUUUUUCUUGUUAAGGAAGAGAAAAUAAAUACGUAACAUGUCAAUCCUUUA
Polistes canadensis is the source of this 1704-nucleotide messenger RNA. RefSeq lists its product as uncharacterized. The record is from RefSeq and is a predicted model, not a curated record. The transcript has 5 exons. Lineage: Eukaryota; Metazoa; Arthropoda; Insecta; Hymenoptera; Vespidae. The coding region runs from base 30 to 1517 and encodes 495 amino acids.